CCCACCUGUGAGAGGAAAAUGAAAGUGAAAUAAGGAGCCGGAGCUGAGUCCGCUGAAAAAGUCCCCUUGAGGUCUUCACAGCAUUGCUUAACGAGAACAUCACCCUUAUGGCCACAGCAAUGCCCCUAGCAAUGAUGUGGGAUGAGGUCACAUGCCCCAUCUGCCUAGAUCCCUUUGUGGGUCCUGUGAGCAUCGAAUGCGGCCACAGCUUCUGCCGGGAAUGCAUCUCUCAAUUUGGAAAAGGUGGGGGCAGUGUCUGUCCUGUGUGCCGGUGCCACUUUCUGCUCAGGAACCUCCGGCCCAAUCAUCAGGUAGCCAACAUGCUGGAAAACCUUAGAAAAAUGAGCCAGGACACUAAGGAGGACACCCCAGGGGCACGGUGUGCAGUGCAUAGAGAAAAGCUUCACCUGUUCUGUGAGGAAGAUGGGAAGUUGCUUUGCUGUGUGUGUGCCCAAUCUCGUAAACACCGUGACCACGCCAUGGUUCCUAUUGAUGAGGCUGCUCAGGAAUACCAGGAGAAGCUCCAGGUGGCAUUGGAAAAACUGAGAAAAAAACAAGAGAUAGCUGAGAAGUUGGAAAUGGAGGUUGCGAUGAAGAGAGAUGACUGGAAGAGGAAGGUUCAGAUACAGAAAUCCACAAUUCAUGACGAGUUUGUGAAGCAGAAAAACUUCCUGGUUGAAGAGGAACAGAGACAGCUGCAGGAGCUGGAGAAGGAUGAGAGGGAACAGCUGAGACUCCUGGGGAACAAACAGGCUAAGCUGACCCAGCAGAGUCAGGCCCUGCAGAAGCUGAUCUCAGAGGUGGAGCACAGGAGCCGCAGCUCAGCACUGGAGCUGCUGCAGGAGGUGAAAAUUGUCCUGAAAAGGAGUGAGUCCUGGAACCUGAAGGACCUGGAUACUGUCUCCCCAAACCUGAGGAGUAUGUGCCAUGUGCCAGGGCAGAAGAAGAUGCUGAGGACAUAUGGAGUGCACAUCACUCUGGAUCCAAACACAGCCAACCCGUGGCUCAUCCUUUCUGAGAACCGGAAACAAGUGAGACUGGGAAACACUCAGCAGAAGGUGUCUAAGAAUGAAGAGAGAUUUGAUAAUUAUCCCAUGGUCCUGAGUGCCGAAUCUUUCCACUCUGGAAAACGUUACUGGGAGGUAGAUGUGACUGGAAAGGAGGCCUGGGACCUGGGGGUUUGUAGCGAUUCGGCACAGAGGAAGGGGCUUUUUCUACUCAGCUCUGACAGUGGCUUCUGGACAAUUGGGUUGUGGAGCAAACACAGAUAUGAGGCUAGCACGUACCCCUUGACGCCCCUCCACCUUCAGGUGCCUCCAUGCCGAGUUGGGAUUUUCCUAGACUAUGAGGCCGGCACUGUCUCCUUCUACAACAUCACUGACCAUGGCUCCCUCAUCUUCAUCUUCUCUGGAUGUGCCUUCACUGGACCUCUACGGGCCUUCUUCAGUACUGGUUUUAAUGACAAUGGAGGAAACGCAGCCCCUCUGACCGUCUGUCCAGUAAAGAUUGAAUAGUAGGGACCCACUGACUGUUGAUGGAGCUCUCUGGGCACUGCCACCCUCCCCAUUGGAACCCUUUCUCAUCCUCAGACACUGCCUUUUUCCCAUGAGCUGUGAACCACAUUUGUCUCUACAGAGGCAUAGGAUGCCAGCCAGCAGGCUUUAGUGGCAAGGUCUCUUCAACACCAAUAUUCCUGCCCCAGAUUGCUUUCUGAUUCCCUCCAGGGAAGCACACUCCUUAUAUGUGGCCCAAAUUCAUCUGGAUCGACCAAAAAUAUGAUUCUUCCUUCUU
Nycticebus coucang (slow loris) is the source of this 1791-nucleotide messenger RNA. Its product is annotated as E3 ubiquitin-protein ligase TRIM21-like. NCBI's taxonomy places the organism in Eukaryota, Metazoa, Chordata, Mammalia, Primates, Lorisidae. The coding region runs from base 108 to 1514 and encodes 468 amino acids. The record is from RefSeq and is a predicted model, not a curated record. Gene Ontology annotation, molecular function: protein binding; zinc ion binding. The transcript is spliced from 7 exons.